Molecule: messenger RNA, 4151 nt
Organism: Homarus americanus (American lobster)
Lineage: Eukaryota; Metazoa; Arthropoda; Malacostraca; Decapoda; Nephropidae
Exons: 3
Coding region: 139-1206 (355 amino acids)
Source: RefSeq, a predicted model, not a curated record
UUGCCCGCCAGCUUUCAAACUGGCCGGAUUGACUACUGACCUGACAACCAAGGUUCUCACAUACCGGGUCGGCACUGCUUUGACCCCAGGGUGUUAUUUUGGUGUGUAGCUGUCAAGUACCGUGGGUUUGUAGCUGCAAUGAAGCUCUCAGCCAAGGAUGCUGUGUUUAUUCAGCUUGGCCUGCUGUUUUUAACCAGUGGUGUGUCAACCAAUAGGCAAGGGUCACUGCUUCAGCCCAUCAAUGCCAGGACGUCCCCCAAGCCUGCCACGCCUCCUGGCAGUGCCAACCGCCCCGCUGAAGUGAGCAUCCCUCUUCUGCGGCCCUUCACUGGCAACGUCCUCAACUCCCACACCUCAGAUGCUGGUGCCAAUGGCCAUAACGUCCAAUUUCAGGGCACCGGCGAUAACAGUGGUAGCAGUAGUGGCGCUAAUACCGGCAGUAGUUUCAGCAGUAACACUGGCAGUAGUUUCAGUAGCAGUGGCGGAAUUAACCAUGGCGACAAUGACAAUGGCUUCGUCAGCGGUGGUAGCUCUAGCAACACCGGCAGCGGCGGCAGUAGUUUUGGUGUUGGUGACAGUAAUUUCGGCGGCAGUACUUUUGGUGAUAGCGGCAGCACUUUUGGUGAUAGCGGCAGUAGUUCCAGCAAUAUCGGUAGUAGCUUUGGAAGUGGCAGUAGCUCCAGCGCCGGUGGUAGUUUCAGUGGAAGCAGUAGUAGUUUCAGUGGCAGCGGUAGUAGUUUCAGUGGCAGCGGUAGUAGUUUCAGUGGCAGCGGUAGUAGUUUCAGUGGCAGCAGUAGUAGUUUCGGUGGAAUUAGCACAUCAUCUAUGGUCACCAAAACUCCCCUGGGGGGAGCUGUGAACCAAGACACGCCCUCUGGGGCAGCAGGGACAACGGGCUUCAACUCACCCUCUCAGAACAAAGACCCUGCAACCCCGCAGCGACCCUCCCAGACAUCAGCCACAGCCUCCUCUUCAGCCUCAGCCCAGAAAGAGUUCAACCUCAGCGCAGCAGGGUUCGGGGGUCUGGGCGGUGGGUCCAGAGACAAGAGCCAGGGACCCUCGGCAGCUGUGGGUCAGCCCAAUGCUCACAAUGCACAAAGUCCCACCCCACGACCCUCAACCUUUGGUGGCAGCCAUGCACAAUCUCCACAGUUGUCACCAUCCCUCUUGGUGUUGUUGCUGUUGUUGGUUUGUACACGAGGGUAGAAGACAGUUUGUAUUUCACGCCGUGUAUUGUUGUCCUCAUGUUGUUCCUGGGAUGGCCUGUAUCCUCAUGUCUUGAAGGGACAUGCGAGUCCCUUUCUUAAAUUAUUUCUAAAAUAUUAGGUUAUUAACACUGCACAGUACAGUAAAUAUGAGGUAAUGAUGAGUCUCACUCCAUAAGGAAUGUAUUGUACUUACCAACCUAUGUUAGUGCUUGGACAUCUGGUUUUUAAUAACUGCCAUUUUGGCUUUGCUAAACUAAAUAAAUUAGAAAUCUCUUGCAUGUUCUAACUGCACUAUUAGUCUUGGUGUCCAUUGACACCUGCAUCUUCUCUUCAGUGAGCAAAGUUGUACAUAUAACUUACACAAAUAUCAAAGGAAAACAGGUUGACUUUUAUAAUUAUAAGAUUUAAGAUGAUGUUUUUCAUGAUAUAGGUAAGUUUUCAUUUUGAUUAAAUUGUACAGUGUAGUCUUAAUUUUCAUAAAAUGUGUGUUUACUUUAUAUUGUACUUGAAACAGAAGCUUAAUAACAGGGUACAUUAUAACUCAUUACAUAAAUUAACUUUAGGUUAUUUUGUAAUUUGAAUAAAUAAAAUGACAAUGUAGUAAAAAGUAUUUUCAGUACCUGGCUAUCUCCACUUGGGAAUGUCAGCUAAUGUAAUGUACUUGUAAGGUAGUACUGUAGUUGUCAAAAUGAUGGUUUUAUAUCCCCAUUUAUAACCAAGUGCAGUACUAGGAACUACAGUAUAGCAUUACAUUAUUUUCUAAGUUUAAGGUGGACUCUGACUAAUGCCAAAGUUAGUUAUUUAUCCAUCCACCCAGACCUGAAGUGCUAAAACUGGCACCAUUGAUACAGUACAAGAAUUGCCACUUAAGGCUCAGUCUUUACCACAAGCCCAACAAAUGUGCUGCCAAACCCACAUUUGCCUUGGUUUCUUUACAUUGUUUUGUGCAUGAACCUCAGUACUCCCAAACAGGAGGGAAGGAAUCCUUGUAGUCCGAUCUAAGCUCAAGUUAUAAAAUGAGAUUUCAAGAUGAAUCUCGCAUCCAUAACCUGAUGACUAUCUUGCACAAUUUGAUUACCUGUAUCUAAAGCCAGUUAGGGAGCAACAAUAAGUUUUAAGAGCUACUGCAACACACAUCCUCAGAGAGGAGUAACUAACUUUACACACUCUUGAGAACCAGACAGUUUUGAGGUACUGUAUAGGUUGCUCAGCCAGAUAUUUGCUAAGGAAAGUUUUGGCCAAUAACCAGGCCCCUCCCCAUUGUGUGCUUGAGAUAUGCUACACAGAAAAUUAAAAGAAGCAUGAGAGAAUGUACAGUCAGCUCCACUCCUGCAUUUACCACUAAGCAUUGCCAAUCCUCUCUCCCCCUGAGGUGUGAUUUCAAAGCAUUCUCUAGUGAGUGGGAGGGAGAGGGGAGGGGUGUAUCAGGCCUAGUAACUCCACCACAGACAUAAUGAUCAUUGUCACUGGUUGCAAAGAUUUUCCAGUUGGUGGUGGAUCAUCACCAUGGGUCUCGCACUCCACCCUCACCCGAGUGUCUUAGUGUUUGUAUUUUUUUAACAUUACCUCCAACUUAUCACUGUAACAGUUGGAACAAGGUAAACUUUUCACUAUAUUUUCUGAGUAUUGUUAACUAAUGAGUACCUUGUACUGUAGUACUUUGUGGACUAAUUUCGUGAAUGUCUUACGUUUCCUUUGCACUUGAUUUGGUAGGUAAAUGUGCUAUGGGGAUUCUGUUUCCUAAUUUUUCCCAUAAGAAGCCAAUGAAAGGCUGUGCAUAAGUGCAAGUUUUGCUUUGAUGGUCAUGGCAUCAUUAUAUAAAGGGAUGCCUCAGGUGAGCAGCUGAUGAACAUGUCCACCCUCCACUUGGUCAAAGACACACCAUCAGUCGACCAUUGCCUCCUAAUUAGAAAUUGUCACUUAGUCGUAUAAAAAAAAAAAAAAAAUUACAGAAUUGAAAAAAGUGGGUGGGGCAGAAAAUGGUCACUGGCUGCCAGGGUAUUUAAACUGCAUGUCCCUUUUAACACGAAGAACAUGUUUUUUAUCCACAUAAUAAAGUGGACGAUGCAAUAACAUACCAUUGGUUAAUCUCAAGAUAAAUUAAUGCCACAUAUAAAAUUCCUGCAUCCACAUAUGUAUGAACAUGUGCAAAAAUCAUGUUUCAGGAUAACCAAGGUUAAAGUUAAUGUUCAUUGCUUUUAUAAUUACUCCAUAACCAACCAUACAAUUUUAAUGAUUCUUGUGUCAAAAGAUAGAGAAUUUAAUGUAGUUUUUGAGUAUGCAACAAAAGUUGGAUUGUAGUAUAUACUGCAUUGAAUGUUUACAUUUAUUUAAAGUUUAACAAGAAAACAUUAAAAAUGAAUUAUUAUCUGGACUGUAUUUUUGCCUAUUUAUUAUGCCAUAAACUAGAAGAAUAUAGAGUGAAACAAUAUGUUGCAUUGUACAUACUCAUAUUGACUAUAGUUUAUUAAAGUAGAAUACUUUAUACACAUACAAAUGUUUGUACCAAAACCAUGGACGGAAAUAGAUAUCCAAAGAUGAUAUUUAACAUUGUACAAAGGUCACAAAUCUAACCUAAAAUGAUUAUGAACAAUUUAUAAUAAUGUUAGUGUGCUUCUGUCAGACACAUAGUUUCCUUAAAUCCUGUGAAAUAACAUCACCUGUACAAAUUUCUAAAUAUGAAUACAGUACACUAGUAAUCUCCCCAUUAGCCAGAAAAAUUGGUGUAGAGCGUUUCCAGGUAUUGAGAUAAAUUCUCUUACCCCUGGAAAAAAAUUGCGCAUCUAAGGGAUUUUUCUGGGCAUUAGUGAAUGUUUCCACAUUUAAACUGCAUCUGGCAUGGAGCACCAUUGCUUUGGAGGCUUAACUGCAGUUAGACAGACAGCAGUAUUUAUUUAUGCAAACACUACUGCUCAAGUACAGUAUACAAUAUUGUAAAUACAG